ACCUUUUUUUUUUUUACAAUAAUAUCAUCAACGAAGAAGAACACAUGUGUGAGUGUGUGACUACAACACUAACGUGUGGAUUAGCUACCGGAUAAUCAUCAUGCGUCAUGCAUAAAUACGUGCUGCGCGCUCGCAAUCUUCAGUUCUUCACCCAUCGCACAGUGCACACACCACCGUACGUCCGUAGUCCGUAAGUACCCUACAAGGCUAGGCUGCAAUGGCGUUCACACGGCGUCCGUCCAUCCUCCUCCCCCUAGCACUCGCCCUCCUCUCCCUGCUGGCAUCCGGCCGCACGCUGGCGGCCACCGGCCCGGGCGACAUCGCCGUGUUCUGGGGCCGGAACAAGGCCGAGGGCACGCUGCGCGAGGCCUGCGACACCGGCACCUACACCACCGUCAUCAUCUCCUUCCUCCGCGGCUUCGGCGGCCACGGCGCCUACACGCUCGACCUCUCGGGCCACCCGCUCGCCGGCGUCGGCGACGACGUCAAGCACUGCCAGUCCAAAGGCAUCCUCGUGCUCCUCUCCAUCGCCGCGGCCGGCGCCGCCGCCAACUACUCCCUCCCGUCCGCUCAAUCCGCGGCCGACCUCGCCGCGUACCUGUGGGACGCCUACCUCGGCGGCUCCCGCCCCGGACUACGCCGCCCGUUCGGCGACGACGCGGCGCUGGACGGCGUCGACUUCUACAUCGACCAGUCGACCUCCGGCGACCACGACCACUACGACGAGCUGGCGAGGCGCCUGUACGCCUACAACAGCCGCUACCACCGCGGCCGGCUCGGCGUCACGCUGACGGCGACGGUGCGGUGCGCGUACCCGGACCGGCCGGGCGUGCAGGCGGCGCUCGCGACGGGGCUCUUCUCGCGCGUCCACGUCCGGCUCUACGGCGACCUCAAGUGCACCUGGUCCGACAGGGAGGCGUGGGAGAAGUGGGCGGCGGCGUACCCGGCCAGCCGCGCGUUCGUCGGCGUCGUGGCGUCGCCGGAGGCGGACAAGGACGCGUACAUGUUCCAGAAGGACCUGUAUUACAACGUGCUGCAGUUCGCGCAGAAGGUGCCCAACUAUGGAGGACUGAUGAUCUGGGAUAGGUACUACGACAAGAUGAACCACUACAUCAGCAGCAGCUAAUUAAUUAAUCUUCCCGAUCUCUACCCGGUUUAUGAUCAGUUGAUCACCUAAUAAUAAGCUUCAUGCUUGUUUUUUUAAACUGUAAUAUAAUAAUGUGAUCCACAAAUAAUGGUCUGUGAUUGAUAUAUGAAAUAAUUAAGAGACAGGUUCCAUGUGUUUGUGCUCUUCA
Sorghum bicolor (sorghum) is the source of this 1295-nucleotide messenger RNA. RefSeq names its product xylanase inhibitor protein 2. Gene Ontology annotation, cellular component: extracellular region. The record is from RefSeq and is a predicted model, not a curated record. The coding region runs from base 218 to 1126 and encodes 302 amino acids. Gene Ontology annotation, molecular function: chitinase activity. NCBI's taxonomy places the organism in Eukaryota, Viridiplantae, Streptophyta, Magnoliopsida, Poales, Poaceae. The transcript has a single exon. Gene Ontology annotation, biological process: carbohydrate metabolic process.